CUUGGCCGCAGCCGCCGCGUCUGGCCCCCGGGUCCGCGCCGCUGGGGGCGCGGGCGGAGUCGGGGGUUGCCUGGCGCCGCCGCCCGUGCGCCUGGAGUCCACGUCCCGGGCCCGGCGGCCGGCGAGCAUGGAGGAGAAGUACCUACCCGAGCUGAUGGCGGAGAAGGACUCCCUGGACCCCUCCUUCACGCACGCCCUGCGCCUGGUGAACCAAGAAAUAGAAAAGUUUCAAAAAGGAGAAGGCAAGGAUGAAGAAAAGUACAUCGAUGUGGUGAUUAAUAAGAACAUGAAGCUGGGACAGAAAGUGUUAAUUCCUGUAAAACAGUUCCCUAAGUUCAACUUUGUGGGGAAACUUCUGGGUCCACGUGGCAAUUCUCUGAAGCGAUUACAAGAAGAAACCUUGACAAAAAUGUCCAUCCUUGGGAAAGGAUCCAUGAGAGACAAGGCCAAGGAAGAAGAGUUGAGGAAAAGUGGAGAAGCAAAGUACUUCCAUCUCAAUGAUGAUCUCCAUGUUCUCAUUGAAGUGUUUGCCCCACCUGCAGAAGCUUAUGCCAGGAUGGGACAUGCUUUGGAAGAAAUCAAAAAGUUCCUCAUCCCUGACUAUAAUGAUGAGAUCAGGCAAGCACAGCUCCAGGAAUUAACAUAUUUGAAUGGUGGUUCAGAAAAUGCAGAUGUUCCAGUGGUUCGAGGGAAACCCACCUUGCGUACAAGAGGUGUACCAGCCCCAGCAAUAACCAGGGGAAGGGGAGGAGUUACAGCACGGCCAGUUGGAGUUGUAGUACCACGAGGGACGCCAACUCCCAGAGGAGUCCUGUCCACCCGAGGGCCAGUGAGUCGGGGAAGAGGACUUCUCACUCCCAGAGCAAGAGGAGUCCCCCCAACUGGGUACAGACCUCCACCGCCACCCCCAACACAAGAGACUUAUGGAGAAUAUGACUAUGAUGAUGGAUAUGGCACUGCUUAUGAUGAACAGAGUUAUGAUUCCUAUGAUAACAGCUAUAGCACCCCAGCCCAAAGUGGUGCUGAUUACUAUGAUUACGGACAUGGACUCAGUGAGGAGACUUACGAUUCCUAUGGACAAGAAGAGUGGACUAACUCAAGACACAAGGCACCUUCAGCGAGGACAGCAAAGGGCGUCUACAGAGACCAGCCAUAUGGCAGAUACUGAUUGUACUGUCUGAUGUUGUGAAAUAGCCAAUCUCCACCAGUCCUGUAUACUGUUCAAAGAAAUGUCAGCCGUCUUGGAAUGUCACAGGAACUGGUUGAACACCUGAAGCAAACAAAGGUAAGUUUGCCUUUUUGUUCCAAUUAUCCUGAACUGUGUGGAAGAUGAAGACAAUUUCACGCUUAUCUGAAGUCACAUGGAAAAUUUCCCCUGCUGAUUUCCUAGUACAACACCAGUGAUUAUGUCAGAUUAACUCCAAAAGUCAGAAAAGAAGCUUCCUGAAUGUAAACAAGUCAGGCCCAGGAAGCUUCAUUAUAAGCGGCAGAGAUUGGAGGCUCAGGUUCAUCCUGGUAUUUAAGUAUUCACAUUACUUUCUUCAGAAAAUAUCUAGCAGUCUAGUCAAUAGCAUGAAAAAAAUUUUCCAGAUUAUUCAGUAAAAAGAGCAGUUUGCCAAACUUAAUAUAUAACAUCUCAAUUUUUGUUUUCUAUGUGCUUGCAUAGGCAAAAAAAAUUACACAAAUAUGCUGGAAAUUUUUGACAGUAUUUCUCUUAGUCUUGUGGAAGCAUGGUUUUCUGUGCUUCGGAAUUUUGUCUCUGUUUUUACAUCUUCUUGGUUUUUCUCCUAAAGCAUCAAAAAAUACUACUUAGGCUGUGAUCUUCCAGAGAGUCUUACUUUUUCAGUGUUUGUAUUUGAGCUCUGCCAAUAACUGUGACUUUGGGCAAGUCUCACUUUCUCUAUCAGUUCAGUGAAAAUGAUGCUUAUCCCAUGCACUUGUUAGAAUUAAGAUAAUAUCGUCAGAGUGUUUUGUAAGCUGAAAGUGAUACAGUCAUGUAAAGUUUAGUUGUCAAAGUUGUAUUUACAUAUUUAAUAUAUAUGAAAAAUAUAUGACCUUGGUUUUCCCUAAUAGCCAAAAUUAGCCUGAAAUAAUUAAAUUACUUUUAGAAAGAAAAUAAUUCUCAUCAUUUUUGUAGACCAAACUAAGUUUAUUGUAUUUUCUUUAUGUUUGUCUGUUUGGAUUUUUGUUGUUGUUUGUUUUUCUCUUGUACAGAAUGGGAAUGUGAUGUCCACCACAUCUUUGUAGUGUGUGAUGUUACUGAAGUUUUUCACAACUUUUUUCUGUAUUAAAUAAUUUUUUAAGGAGUUGGCAUACAGAAUAAUAAAUCCAGAAUCAUGGAGAGGUAGAGGGUCAAUCCUCAGGUGCUCUUCAGAGUUAAUUAAUAGGAAAUACUGUACAAUUUUGUAUUUCUUGUCAUUUUUUCAAAGCAUCCAUAACUUUAUCAGACUGUAAAAAGGGAUUGUGAUCCAGAAAGGUCCAGAACACUAUCAGACAGGAACUUUCCUACUCGGCCUUCAAGAUCUUCUCUUAUCUAGCUGAUGCUCCACCAGACCUGAUUUUUUUCUAUUUCCAUAGGAAGACCCUGCUAUAGAUAAGCCUGUCUUCUCAUGUCUCUAAGAGCACAUUUCAUUGUUCCCAAAUUGCUUGCUUCUCACCUUUGUUUUUGCCCCCGUGGAAUUCAUUUAUUUUCUCAUAUGACAGCAUCCAUGGAACAUGAGCUCCAUACUGGACACAACAGGGGCACUGGUCAUACAAAGACUGAUAAGGCAUGGAACCCUGUAUUCAAAUACUGCAAAACCAGAUGGAGGUGACAGCCCAUAACACACAACUUGCUGUCGCCUGUAUCUUUGCGUGAAGAAACCAUACCCGUCCUUCAGAACUCAGCCCCAUGCUCUCUCUUCCAUGGUGCCCUCACCAGUUAAAUCAGGCUAUGAUCCCUCCGCCCCCUCUAAAGAGCAUACUUGGUUUAUAUUUCCUUAUUUUAAUAUUGGUAUCAUAUGAUUUACAUUGGUUGUAAGUUGCCAUAACAGCCAAGCAUGUGCUUAUCACUUUCUGUAAAUUAUUUUAUUGAAUCCUCACAGCCAUAAGAAGGUGUCAUCUACAUUUUAAAAAAGGAAGAAAUUUAAGCUUCAGGAGGUGAAUUUCACGCUUAUGUUGCUCAUGUACCUUAUAACUGGUAGAGCCCCGAUUUGAACGAUUGACUUUAAUCUAGAGUCUUUGAUCUUAACCAUGUUGUUACAGUGUCAUUCUUUAUAUUACAGUGGCUCCUCCAUUAGAUUCACGGCUGUUUAAGAGAAGGAGCCUUUAAUUUUUGUUACCUUGUUUCCCAGAGAGUAUCUCACACAACGCUGAGCAUCGUGAAUGGUAACUGCCCCUUUCUCUCUCUCUUCCCUGCCCCUGCCCCAGAUUCCUUCAUGGAGUCUUUCACUUGUUUAGGUUCUGAAUCUGCUUGUCUCAGGUAUUCCAAGUCAAAUCAGUAUCCGUAUUUACUCGGAUAUAUCUCCCGAACACCUGCUGUGUUGCAGAUGGCAGGAAGACAGUGAUUAAGGACAUCAUUGUUGUCCUUGCAAGUGCCACACUCUACUGGGGAAACAGGCAGAGACGACGUCUGCAGAGCUCUGACAGAGAUACACGUGAUUUCUAGGCGCAUGGAAGGGAGAUGUGUCACCCCGGCAGGUUGGUCAGAGGUCGCAGAAGGGGCCCGUGGAGAUAUUAAGACCAGUAGAAGAUAACCACACAGGGCAGGUCCUCUCGGAGCAUCCAUACUUCUUCUGCUCUGCCCUUCACCUGCUUUGUGACCUUGAGUCAGUGACUUAACCUCUCUAAACCGGAGUCUAAACUGCAGGUUCCCCAGACAGUCGUGAUACCUACCUUAGUGUUGCUGUGAAGAUUAAAAGCAUGCCUGGCACAAAUAAAGGUGUUCACUCAUUGGUUGCUAUAUGUAAAUAUUUGCCAUUAUAAGAAAACAUGAUCAUUGAGGAAACUUCAGGUAUAUUAGAUCAUUAGAGAAAGUAAGAGAUGAUGCUGGCUGGGUAGGAAAGGGACAUGUAAUGAAGGGUCUUGUAGGUUCUGCCAAGAAGCACAAAUUCAGUGCAUCCAUUUUCAAGUGUAGUAUCCUCCUUGCCUUUAAGCUUGACCUACUCCAUUCCCUUGGGCAGAUAGUGCCUCAUUUAGUCUGUGUUCCAAAAAGAACUCUACGAACUUCUGUUUCCACUGGUUAGUGAUUUUAUAGACAAUCAGUGCCUUAAAAAAUAGGUGCUCUCACUUUUUCAUCCUCUUGUAACCAUCUCUUCACAUAGUUAUUUGACAGUGUAAGGGUUUAGUAAGUGAAUGGCAUUGUCAGCGUGAUCAAGAUGAUUCCUAACCGGCAGUGUUAGGAACGGUCAGCCCAGACCCAAAAAUCCCACACAAUCGUGUGAACAGCACUACAAUUUAGAUAGUCUAGCUCCCUUGUUUAACUCAAAAUUAAAGACUCUGGUCACUAUAUACAGAGACAGCUUCCAGAAUUUAAAACUAAUGAUUUGAAGAAAAAAUAAAACUGUAGAGCCAAAAGUUAAAUGAAAAUAUGAGACAUUUUAUAGAAUAUGUGAUAAAUUUAAGGAAUAAAGUUUAUUGUUUUCUGCCAAACAUUAUCUCCUAUUUAUAUUGAUAUUCAGUGUUUUGUAGGGAUAGAAAGGAAAAAAUCCAUACUUAUUUUUAAAAAACAAUCUAUUUUAUGCCUGAUUCUAUUCUGAUUGGGAAAGACUGCAGAUCAUUUUUCAGUCUGAAUUUCACCCUCCCUUAUCGAUGGAAAAUCCUGUCCGGUUGAAGUUGAUUCUGACUGACAUUCCUGUUUCAAGAAUCUCUGUUGUAUAUUUCAGUGAUUAGCACCCAUUGCUGAAAUCAUUUUUCAGAUCUUAAUGUGAUGAGUCCUUCAGUGACUUUCAGGAUAAAACUCAGCCUCCUUGGCUCUGAACAUCAAGCCCGGCGUGAUUCUGCUGCUGGCCUCCCCAGCCGCCUGGAGCACAGCAUGCUCUGACCCCACCCCACUGUGGUCCAGCGCUGAUAGAUUGAAAACCAUCUAGAGCUUUUCUAUCAGUGCCAUUCUCCACCCGAAAUCACAGUUCCUUACCCCACUCAAAUAAAUGAACACAAAUGAAUGAACACAACUCUCACCCAGCUCUUGGUCUAGCUAGUUGUUGCUGGCCUAUCCAGACUUCCCAGUGGAACUUGAAGCAUCCCCUCACCCUGGAGGCCCUCCCUAGCCCGCCAUGUUCGCAGCUCUUCUGUGGACCCUCAUCUUACUCUAUGAAUUCUGCAGUACAGUAUCCUGAGAUUGGCUGUUGACCCUCCUUUCCUCCCACCAGAUUGUCAACAUCUUUAGUGCAGUUACCCUGUCUCAUGCCUAGUAAGUGAUAAAUGAACAAGCCAUCGGAUGUCUGAGUGAAUAAAGUGGAUGUGGUAGCUCGGUGGCUGAUAGUACAGGACGAUGUACUAGGUCUUGUUUGGCCUUAUUAGAUUAAGUUAGUCAUCCUUACGUUUGAGGAGAACUUACCAGGUUAUUAAGUUCUGUCCUGUGUGUUUAUCUCAUCUGAACCACUGCUGGCAGGAUUUACGCGUCUGCUACCUAACACAGUUCCUAGUACCUAACAGACAGUCAAAACAAGGAGAUAGAAUAAACAAACAGGUACCACUGUGAAGUGUGCAGGGAUGGUGGUGUUAUCCUGAGGCUAGAUUUCUGUUCUGUUUGUCGAUGGGUUUUUCUCCCUGACUACAAGACUUGGAAGUUCCUUAAAGGUAGAAGAACCAUGUCUUAUUGGACUUGUACUUCCAAAUACUAGCAUACUGCCUGGCACAUAGACAUAGUGGGAACUGACAAGGUGUUCAGUGGGGAAUGAAUGAGUGAACAAAUGAACCUAUAAUUCUUGAAACAUUAACACUGAGCACUUUUCGGUACAGACAGUCGCUAAUACAUGUUCAGUAGAAACUGUACUUCAGAUUUUGAAUAUGUAUCUUUUCUGCAGCUAGCCAUAGCAGUAUGAUACUCUUGCAAUGCCAGGCACUGGCAGUGAGCCAUUUUGUUUUUCACUUUGAGUACAGCAUUCGGAAAUUACUUGAGAUAUCAAACUUUAUUAUAAAAUAGGCCUUGUGUUCGAUGAUUCAGCCCAACCAUAUGCAAUGUAAGUGUUUUGAGUAUGUUUAAGGUAGGCUAAGCUAAGCUAUGAUGUUUGGUAGGUUAAGUGUAUUGCGUACAUUUCCAACUUAAUGUUUUUGACUUACAACGGGUUUACAGGACAUAACCCCAUCCUAAGAUGAGGAGCAUUUGUAUUCAUUUGUCUUCUUAGUGGAAGUGUGAUGUUUCUCUAAUCAUUAGAUUUUUUUCAGUGAUAAAUGUGAAGUUGGAAAACCAAAAUAUGUCCUUUAUUUAGUCGGUAAUACAUGUGCUUGGUACAAAAUAUACACAUACAGUGGUCUUAAUUCCCACCUUUACCCCCACACACCCACAGGCAACUAUUUGUAGUGAUUUUCCUGUAUCUUUCCCGAGAUAGUCUCUGCAUAAGUAAAGCAUUUUUUUUUUAAUUAUCACUAUUUUUUACAUAGAAAACAUUAUACCAUUUUCUCCCCUCGUUUUACUUUGAAGUAUGUCUUAGAGCUCAUUUUCUGUUAUUUUAUACGAGAAAGUUACCUUUUUCUUUGUAUUGGCUGAAUAAUAUUUCUAUGAAAGAGCCAUAAUCCAAACAACUACUAACAGAGAUAUAGUUUCUAAUAUUUUGCUCCCAUUAAAGGCAAUGCAAGAAGCCAUGUCUAUAAACAUCUGUGGAAUGAAUUGCUAAAGUAGACUUACUGGGAUUUUAUAGAUGUUUCCCAUAGAGGUCAUGGUGCAUCUUAAUAUGCUUUUGUAAAAGAAACCUGUCUAAAUGCUGUAUGUUUUCAUUAUGAUCUACAACAUUAGCUCCUGUGCCCACUCCAGAAACUCAUCUGCCCAAAAGGUGGUUUAAAAUGGUGUUCUAUACCCAGCAUGGCGUCUGGCAUGUGGCAGGCUGGCUGCCUGUGCAAUUUAGCAAGGAUGCAGGGCGUGCUGGGUCCAGUAAGGGCACCUCCUGGACACUGGUCUGCGUCUUACAGGGAGAGCUGAAAGUCCUGUGACCCUUCCUCAGACUCCUGCUGGUCUCCUCUCAUUCCUGGAGCUUAUUUACAUCAGCAAGUGUAUUGUUAAGGGCUGUCCCGUGGUGGGGCAGGCUUUGUGGGACUAUGGUAGCCACACUAGGGUAGCAGGAGAGGCCUACAGGCUCUCUGAGGAAACAGACAGGAUCUCCUCUAGCACUGCCCUGCAUGAGCAUUGCCCACCCUCUCCUCUCCUCUGGUUAUCCAGAUCCUGCCAUUUCUUCAAGAUCUUUUCUCUCUCUCUCAGCCAGAAGAGCCUUCUCUUCUCUCCCCAUGAGAACCGUGGCUGAGGGGACUCGAUUGGCAGAUGUCUCAUUCUGACCUGCCGGUUGACAGUUUGGAGCUGUGUAAAUGUCCUUCAUCCCUAGUAUGCUCCUUGAGGGUCACAGGUGUGUCUGUCAAAUUUCAUAAACCUUAAAGCCUUCAGCACAAGCCAUUCAAGAAAUACUUAUUGGUUGAUGAAAGCAGUACCCUCAUCAAUAGAUUUAGUGUAUUCAAUGCGUAACUUUAAAAGAUUCGCCUUUCAAUCACAGUUUGCAUCUGAUUGAUCCUACCAGUGCUGAUGCUUUAUGCAGGUGACACUGAGAUGCCCACUGUGUCCCUGGCGCUCUGCAGUAAUAAAAGGCUAGAGAAGGGCAGCAAUGGUGCAGAGGAGAAAGAGAGGAACUUGCUCCAAGGACAAAGGAGGAAAUAAAAUCUGGAGUUUUGAAAGUCGAAAUCUUGCAAGCCAGGAAGGGAGGAGAAAAUGUUAAGACAUAAUAAGCUAAUACAGGUGGGAGAGGAGGGUGUCAACCAAGACAUGAAAUGGCAUCAUUUGUUUUGGGAACAUAUAAGCAGCUGCUGGAAUAUAACGUGCUGGGAGAGAAAUGAAAGAGAUGCCUCUGGAGACAUAGGAGGGGGCUGGGUCCUAUGGAGCCAUCAGCGGUGUCCUGAGUUGUUUUCAGCACACUUUGUGGUAUUGAACAGUUACCUAGGGCCUGGGACGUGUGACCAGAGCCAUGAGAAGUCAGCAUCACCACAGUGGCCAUUUCUCCACUGCGAUUGGGUUUUUUGUCUGUCUGUUUUUCUGAUCACCAGCCAGUUUUUUAAAUAACAGUUUUGUUUCGUAUAGCACAUCAAAAAAGGUUCUUUGGGUUUAGGUAAUAAAAUUUAAAAUAUAUCUGAAAGUUCAGUCUCUUAUCAGGUGACAAGAAUGCAAGGACUCUGCCAGGGUGGACCCCUAGGAACUUAUAGGUUAAUAUUUGAGGUUUUAUGUAAAACAAGGCAUUACCAUUCUGAAAUCACUCCAUAAAUACCAUAAUGGAUAGUAGUGUAAUCAUCAUUAAACCAGUUAAUCAUUCAUCUGUCUUUACUUAACACAAAUAUUUUAUGUCCUUAAUGUUAAUGAUUCUGUUUUGCAUUGUUUUCCAUAAACAUCCUUAUUUCUGUUAAGUGUCUACUUGCCUGUGUCCUCUAAACGCUGCCAUUCCCAAAAGAGCAUAUGGUUAUUAUUAAUUUCUUGAUAUAUACAAAUGUAUUUCAUUUUCCUCUCUUUCAGGAACUUUCCUUCUAUUUAUGGACUGCUUAAGAAUAGUCAACUCACCAACGUGCCUAGUCAGUAAAUGAAUCCACUUGGGAACUUGAAAAACAUCUUAAUUAAUUUUUUGUUUGCAUAAUUUUGUGUUCUGUGACUUGUUUUUAUUAUAUGGUAUGCUUUUAAUUUGGAGAAUCUACUUUUUUGAAAAACGGAAAGAAAAUCUAUCUUACUUUGUUGUCUCCCAAUAACAAAAAGAGAAUGAUUUGUAUAGUAGUUAAUAAAGGCUGCCUAUUGAAAUCUCUUCUACUU
This is a messenger RNA of Chlorocebus sabaeus (green monkey), 8971 nucleotides long. NCBI's taxonomy places the organism in Eukaryota, Metazoa, Chordata, Mammalia, Primates, Cercopithecidae. The record is from RefSeq and is a predicted model, not a curated record.